This is a messenger RNA of Gymnodraco acuticeps, 1895 nucleotides long. Its product is annotated as P2Y purinoceptor 2-like. Gene Ontology annotation, biological process: G protein-coupled receptor signaling pathway. The record is from RefSeq and is a predicted model, not a curated record. Gene Ontology annotation, molecular function: G protein-coupled UTP receptor activity; A1 adenosine receptor binding. NCBI's taxonomy places the organism in Eukaryota, Metazoa, Chordata, Actinopteri, Perciformes, Bathydraconidae. Gene Ontology annotation, cellular component: plasma membrane. The transcript has 6 exons. The coding region runs from base 285 to 1310 and encodes 341 amino acids.
AAACAUGGCGUGCAUUCAUUGUUGGAAUAUAUAGUAUCUGUUAGGAUCCUGGCAAGAUGCUUUUGGUUUAUGAUUUAGCUUAUGAUUUGGUGAGGAACAUUUCUGUUGCUUUGGAAAAACAAGCUGUUUUAAAGAAGAAAAAAGAGAGUGAAGACAGCAAUGGGUACAAUGCGAGCCAGAAGCUAUGUUUUUGAUAAAGAGGAAAUAUUAUCAGAGGGAAGAAACAAGAGAGCGCUGGAGGUUAACUCAUCAGUCAGCUUGAAAACAAGGUUUUCACAACCGAGAUGGCCACCUUUGACAACACAAUAACCAACCUCACCAACUUCAGUGACUUAUACUGUCCCUUUCAAGAGGAUUUUAAAUAUAUUCUUCUUCCUGUCAGCUAUUCCCUGGUCUUUGUAAUCGGCCUCGCUCUGAACACCACAGCGUUGUAUGUGAUUGUGUUUCGCACAAAGCGCUGGAAGCCCUCCACCAUCUACAUGUUCAACCUGACGAUGUGCGACACACUCUACAUCCUCACUCUGCCCUUCCUCAUCUAUUACUAUGCAGAUGAGAACGACUGGCCCUUCAGUGAACCGUUCUGCAAGAUCAUACGCUUCCUGUUUUAUGCAAACUUAUAUGGUUCCAUUCUGUUCCUGUGCUGUAUUAGUCUGCAUCGCUUCGUUGGCAUCUGCUAUCCGGUGCGCUCCCUCAACUGGGUCAGCGCUCGCCAGGCCAAGCUGGUGUCUGUGGCCGUGUGGGCCUGUGUCUUAUUCUGCCAGGCACCUAUUCUCUACUUCUCAAGAACUAGGGAUGUGGAGAAUGAACGGAUCUGCUAUGACACCACCAGCCCAGAGCUUUUUGAUGACUUCUUGGUAUACAGCACAGCCGUGUCCGUGCUCAUGUUUGCCCUGCCGUUCAUGGUGGUGAUGGUGUGCUAUGGCCUCAUGGUGCGGAAGCUUCUGGAGCCUGGCUGGGGGUCUGAAGGUGGCUCUCUGGGAGCACAACGCACCAAGCAGAAGUCAGUGAAAAUGAUCAUCAUCGUCUUGGCAGUGUUCAUGCUCUGCUUCCUGCCUUUCCACCUCACCAGGAGUCUUUACUACUCAUUUAGAUACCUAAGGCAGGUCGAUUCAACACAGAUCAGCUGUAGGUUGUUGGAAGCCUCCAGUGUGGCCUACAAAGUGACCAGACCUUUGGCCAGCGCCAACAGCUGUGUGGACCCCAUCCUUUACUUUCUGGCUGGGCACGACGCCCGCAGUACCCUCAGCAAGAAAAAGCCGUCUUCAUCUAAAUCAAGAAGGGUGGGCCGAACCUUAACAACAGAACUCUGAUCCUAUGCGUGAAACAAUUUUUGGAAGAAAGCUGAACAUUGUCAGGACAACAAUGACAGUUCUUAUUGCAGGUUUCUUUUGGUUGACGCAGCACCACAUCCACUGACACAGAUUUCAUUCAGAUUUGCGUAACAAAUAGAAAUGCAUGUUCAGAUUUGACCAAAUCAAAUAUGGGCAAUACAGUUUUAAAGAAUUUAACUUAACAUCUAAGUUGUGUUGUUCAUUUAAUGGACUUAAACAGAUAUUUUGUGUUUGCUAUGUCUGAAAAAGUAUAGUGAGAGGAAGUAAAUAAACUACACUGUGCUUUGCAGCUGUACAUUUUUUAGUAAAGGUCCUACUGGACAACUGCUGCACCUGAUGUUUUUGAAUAGACAGAAGUGGGUUUACCUCUGCUCACCUUUCUUUUCACAUAUCAGACAAAGAACGUCAAAAUAAUGAGUCUGUGGCUUUUAAAAUGAAGACGCAAAAUGACUCACGCUUGUCAAUGUGUUUGUAAAUAGUUGGCGAAACAGCAUGUCUCUUGAAGUGAGCAUACAACUGGAAAAACAAGACUUUGAUUAUACUGUACGAGUUGCGAUUUUUUUU